GCCCAGAGUCCAGGCGGGGCAAAAGGGGCCGACCGGCUUCGAAGGGAGGCGACGGCCGAGACACAAAGUCCGGCGCGAGCCAGGCGCCCCGCGGCGUGCAAUUUUAUUUUGCAAAAGGUGCACCCAGCGCCUGUCGCGGUAGAGUUGAACCCACCGCGAGAGGGGGCGGGAGCGGCGGGCCGAGCGGCCGCGGGCUCCUCCCUCGGCGCCUCCGCUAUCUGGGUCAGGACGCGACGGCCGCGGCGCGGGACUUUAGGACCCGCGGGCUCCGGGGCUACUGUCCGCCCGCCGCAGCCCGCCAGCAGGUCCUGGUCUUCGCUCUUCGACAGCUGAAAGGCCGGCGCAGUGAACACAGAAACAAAAACCAAGAAAUGCCUUAUUCCACAAACAAAGAGCUGAUGCUUGGCAUCAUGGUGGGCACUGCUGGAAUCAGCUUGCUGCUCUUGUGGUACCACAAGGUCCGUAAACCAGGGAUAGCAAUGAAGUUACCUGAAUUUCUUUCUCUGGGUAAUACAUUUAAUUCAAUAACUUUGCAAGAUGAAAUACAUAAUGACGAAGGAACAACAGUGAUCUUUCAAGAAAGGCAGCUUCAGAUACUGGAGAAGUUAAAUGAAUUACUGACAAAUAUGGAAGAACUCAAAGAGGAAAUCAGAUUUCUUAAAGAAGCUAUUCCAAAGCUGGAGGAAUAUAUACAAGAUGAACUUGGAGGGAAAAUAACUGUUCAUAAGAUAAGCCCUCAGCACAGAGCGAGAAAAAGAAGACUCCCCACAAUUCAAAGUUCAGCAACAAGUAAUAGUUCAGAGGAAGCAGAAAGUGAAGGAGGGUAUAUUACAGCUAAUACUGACACAGAAGAACAGAGUUUUCCAGUCCCUAAGGCUUUUAACACACAUGUAGAGGAAUUAAAUUUAGAUGUCCUUCUUCAGAAGGUAGAUCAUUUACGUAUGAGUGAGUCUGGCAAGUCGGAGAGUUUUGAACUACUUUGUGACCACAAAGAAAAGUUUAGAGAUGAAAUAGAGUUUAUGUGGCGAUUUGCUCGUGCUUAUGGAGACAUGUAUGAACUAUCUACAAACACACAAGAAAAGAAACAUUAUGCUAAUAUUGGAAAAACUUUAAGUGAAAGAGCUAUUAAUAGAGCACCCAUGAAUGGACAUUGUCAUCUGUGGUAUGCAGUUUUGUGUGGCUAUGUAUCUGAGUUUGAGGGUUUACAAAACAAAAUCAACUAUGGGCACCUCUUCAAGGAACAUCUAGAUAUAGCAAUCAAACUUUUACCAGAGGAACCCUUUCUAUAUUACCUCAAAGGGAGAUACUGCUAUACUGUCUCAAAACUGAGCUGGAUUGAGAAAAAAAUGGCUGCUACUCUGUUUGGAAAAAUACCAUCUUCAACUGUACAAGAAGCUUUACACAAUUUCCUUAAGGCUGAAGAACUAUGCCCUGGUUAUUCUAAUCCCAAUUACAUGUACUUAGCAAAGUGUUAUACUGAUCUUGAGGAAAACCAGAAUGCUUUGAAGUUCUGUAAUUUGGCAUUAUUGCUUCCUACUGUUACCAAAGAGGAUAAAGAGGCACAGAAAGAGAUGCAAAAAAUAAUGACUUCCUUGAAGAGGUAAAUAAACGAAUUUACUCUUCAACAAAUCAAAUAUGGUCUACCAAAAUUUAAAUGAAUCAAAGUUGUGCUUUUAUUAUCCUUUUCUUCAUUUUUGUUGUAAGGGUAUUGUGCUCAGAUUUGAAGGUAAAGCCAUGUUUCUGGAGAAUGCAUUCCACUAGUAGCACUACAAAAUUAAUUAUGUUAUUUGGAGAAUAUAUAUACCAUAAUGUCAAUGCAUAAUCUAUAAACAUGUAUGCUUUAUAUUUUUCUUAUCAAUAAACUGCAGCCUUAAAAAUAUUUCUUUAAAAUAUUUAAAUCCAAUAAAAUGAAUCUUCAUGAAUAUUUUAUUGUUUCAAUGGAGACUUCAUAAAACAAAAUAAUUUCAUUAAUGUGGAUGAAAAAUGGAAAACUCAGCAAAGGACAUGAACAAGUUGUUGGCAGAAGAGAAAAAACAAACAAAUGUAGUAUUGUAACUGGUAAUCAAAAGAUGUGAAUAAAAUUACAAUAAAAUACUGUUUUACCAUCAAA
Messenger RNA from Symphalangus syndactylus (siamang), 2110 nucleotides. It is a transcript of the gene RMDN2, whose product is annotated as regulator of microtubule dynamics 2. Gene Ontology annotation, molecular function: microtubule binding. The record is from RefSeq and is a predicted model, not a curated record. Gene Ontology annotation, cellular component: spindle microtubule; mitotic spindle pole; mitochondrion. Lineage: Eukaryota; Metazoa; Chordata; Mammalia; Primates; Hylobatidae.